Limanda limanda (common dab) is the source of this 1749-nucleotide messenger RNA. RefSeq names its product phosphatidylinositol-binding clathrin assembly protein-like. Gene Ontology annotation, molecular function: SNARE binding; clathrin heavy chain binding; 1-phosphatidylinositol binding. The transcript has 20 exons. Gene Ontology annotation, cellular component: clathrin-coated pit; synaptic vesicle; extrinsic component of presynaptic endocytic zone membrane. Lineage: Eukaryota; Metazoa; Chordata; Actinopteri; Pleuronectiformes; Pleuronectidae. The coding region runs from base 1 to 1749 and encodes 582 amino acids. The record is from RefSeq and is a predicted model, not a curated record. Gene Ontology annotation, biological process: clathrin coat assembly; synaptic vesicle budding from presynaptic endocytic zone membrane; clathrin-dependent endocytosis.
AUGUCGGGACAGUCGCUGACGGACCGGAUCGCCGCGGCGCAGCACAGCAUGACCGGCUCCGCCAUCAGCAAGGCGGUGUGCAAGGCCACGACGCACGAAGUCAGCGGACCCAAGAAGAAGCACCUUGACUACCUGAUCCACUGCACCAAUGAGAUGAACGUCAGCAUCCCCCACCUGGCGGACACACUGCUGGAGCGCACAGCCAGUAACAGCUGGAUAGUGGUUUUCAAAGCGCUCAUCACCACACACCACCUCAUGAUGUACGGCAACGAGAGAUUGAUGCAGUACCUUGCCUCCAGAAACACGCUCUUCAACCUCAACAACUUUCUAGAUAAGGCUGCACUACAAGGUUACAACAUGUCAACUUUCAUCAGACGGUACAGCCGCUACCUGAAUGAAAAAGCCAUGUCUUACAGAAUAGCAGCGGUGGACUUCACUAAGAUGAAGAGAGGGGCGGAAGGUGUGAUGCGCACCAUGAACACAGAGAAGCUGAUUAAGACUCUGCCUAUCAUUCAGAACCAGCUGGAUGCACUGCUGGAUUUCCAGCCCAACUCCAACGAGCUGACCAACGGAGUCAUCAACACAGCUUUCAUGUUGCUCUUCAAAGAUUCCAUACGGUUGUUUGCUGCUUAUAACGAAGGGGUCAUCAACAUGCUGGAGAAAUACUUUGACAUGAAGAAGAAUCAGUGCAAAGAAGCCCUGGAGAUCUACAAGACCUUCCUCAACAGGAUGACCAAACUGUCCGAGUUUCUCAAAGUGGCUGAGCGAGUUGGGAUAGAUCAGGGCGACAGCCCCGAUCUCACACAGGCUCCCAGCUCUCUCCUGGAGGCUCUGGAGCAGCACCUAGCUUCUCUGGAGGGCAGGAAGCUCAAGGACCUGUCCGCGGCCAGCAGAUCCAGCAACAUGUCCAGCACAGUGUCCUCUCUCUCCAGCACUGGGAUCUCUCUCAGCCGCAUGGACGACAAGACAGAGGACAACAGGCUGCAGCAACACAAGGAGGACGGCCAUAAGGGGAUCGACGCUCAGACGCCCAACGUGUCCCCCGGCACCCAGUCAGUGGGAAGUGCCAACAGCAGCGGAGGGGCCACAGAUCUCUACUGCAACUCCCCCAUCGUACCCAUCAACAACCAUGUGCCAAAUCUGACCAGUGAGCUGUUCACCCUGCAGCCAAACUUCACCCACAUCCAGACCACACACACUGUGCCCAACAAUAACAAUGCCUGGGGAGGUGACCUGCUGAAGCCAAACCAUCACAGUCAGAUACACAGCCCAGGAGCCCAGUUGUACUCUGGGAAAAUGCUGCACAAUGAUUUGGAUUCUUCAUUAGCCAACCUCGUUGGUAACCUGCAGUUUGGGGGAACGCCAGCGAAAAAGCCGGAGCUCCAGUGGAGUCAGCUGGUGGAGAAGAAGCCAACAGGAGGAAGUAGCUGGCAGUCAAAGACAAUGUGCACCAGCACCAACUGGACUCACACCGGCCAUCCCAUGGCACCUGCCCCCAUGCCCGUCCCUCAGAUGAAUGGGAUGAUCUAUACUGGCUACGCUCCAGCACCAGUGGCUUUUCCUAUGACGUCACCCCAAGUGCCUAUGUAUGGAAUGCUCCCUCCUCAGAUGAGCCAUCAGAUGGGGGGUGUUCCCAUGAUGCCCCCACAGCAUGUCAUGUACAACCAGCCGGUCCUGAGACCUACCAAUCCCUUCGGACACAUCCCGGGGACACAGAGCUAUUUUCCUCUGCAGAUGCACUUCAUGUAG